UUAUUGUUCUUUUUACAGCAGACGGUCAAACGUAAAACCGAAUUAGAUGUCAGAAAAUCGAAAACUGCCCAAGCUACAAGCUUGUUAACAUACAAUGGCGAUGUCAAAUCGAAACAUUUCCAAGAAAUUUAAAUGGUCCAUUGAUCUAUCAAAUCGUAAUAAAUCCACAUGUGAUCUCGCAUCCCCUCCUGGAUAUCUACCUUCAAUAGCAACCACGGUGGCUGAGUCGGCGAAGGAAAACGAUUCCAGCCUACUUAUAAAAAGAUCUUGGGAUGUUGCUUUGCAACCCCUUAAACAGGUACCAAUGAAUCUUUUUAUGAUGUAUAUGGUGGGAAGCUCCAUUUCAAUAUUUCCCAUUAUGAUGGUUGGUAUGAUGUUUGUGCGUCCCAUACGAGCAUUAUUCAGCAUGAACCAAACUUUCAAGAUGCUUGAGGGUACCCAAGCAAUUGGCCAAAUCUUAGUCUACAUCUUAGGGCAGUUGGUUGCAUUAGGCCUUGCUCUUUACAAAUGCCAAUCUAUGGGUCUCCUUCCCACCCAUUCAUCUGAUUGGUUGGCUUUUAUUGAUCCUCAACAAAGAAUUGAAUAUUCAGGUGGUGGACAGACUCUUCUCUAAGAGCAAUAAUCUUAUUCAUUAAAAUAUUCAUAUUUGUAAGUUGAGUGGAAAAUACAGUACAUCAAAUCAUCUUAAAAA
This is a messenger RNA of Daphnia magna, 691 nucleotides long. RefSeq names its product ER membrane protein complex subunit 4 (gene EMC4). NCBI's taxonomy places the organism in Eukaryota, Metazoa, Arthropoda, Branchiopoda, Diplostraca, Daphniidae. The coding region runs from base 95 to 613 and encodes 172 amino acids. The transcript has 4 exons. The record is from RefSeq and is a predicted model, not a curated record. Gene Ontology annotation, cellular component: EMC complex. Gene Ontology annotation, biological process: protein folding in endoplasmic reticulum.